AUGCACUACGAGCCAGCACAAUACGACGACCCCGAGACCGACGAGAACUUCUUCUCAAAAGAACUCAUUGGACAUACCAGAGCUCUCAACUAUCCCAAGAAUUGGAACAAUAUUCUCAACUCGAUCCCAGCACCAGGGAAGCAGAAGGCCUUCAAUAAACUCACUAUGAAGACAGAGCCUAUCAAGAGUUGGGAUCCGGUGAUAUUUUAUGAGCCUGGAGAGCCUCGUCGGCCGUUGAUCAAAUGUAUCGAGUGGGUUGAGGACCAGGCUAUUCCGAUCUUGAUUAAUGCGGGUCUGAUUCAUGGAGGCAUGAGCGUAUAG
This is a messenger RNA of Penicillium griseofulvum, 321 nucleotides long. RefSeq lists its product as uncharacterized. Lineage: Eukaryota; Fungi; Ascomycota; Eurotiomycetes; Eurotiales; Aspergillaceae. The record is from RefSeq and is a predicted model, not a curated record. The transcript has a single exon. The coding region runs from base 1 to 321 and encodes 106 amino acids.